Messenger RNA from Dipodomys spectabilis (banner-tailed kangaroo rat), 1532 nucleotides. It is a transcript of the gene Pou3f1, whose product is annotated as POU class 3 homeobox 1. The record is from RefSeq and is a predicted model, not a curated record. Gene Ontology annotation, biological process: regulation of transcription by RNA polymerase II; brain development. Bases 51 to 1403 code for a protein of 450 amino acids. The transcript has a single exon. NCBI's taxonomy places the organism in Eukaryota, Metazoa, Chordata, Mammalia, Rodentia, Heteromyidae. Gene Ontology annotation, molecular function: RNA polymerase II cis-regulatory region sequence-specific DNA binding; DNA-binding transcription factor activity, RNA polymerase II-specific. Gene Ontology annotation, cellular component: nucleus.
CGGAGCGAAGCGGCGGCGGCGGCGCGGCGCGGCGCAGGGCGCGGGGCGACAUGGCCACCACAGCGCAGUACCUGCCGCGGGGCCCCGGCGGCGGAGCUGGGGGCACGGGACCGCUCAUGCAUCCGGAUGCCGCGGCGGCAGCGGCGGCGGCGGCGGCCGCUGAGCGGCUACACGCGGGGGCCGCGUACCGCGAAGUGCAGAAGCUUAUGCACCACGAGUGGCUGGGCGCGGGCGCGGGCCACCCCGUGGGCCUAGCGCACCCCCAGUGGCUUCCCACCGGAGGCGGCGGCGGCGGCGACUGGGCCGGUGGCCCUCACCUGGAACACGGCAAGGCGGGUGGUGGCACUGGCCGAGCUGACGACGGCGGCGGCGGUGGAGGUUUCCACGCGCGCCUGGUGCACCAGGGGGCGGCCCACGCGGGUGCGGCAUGGGCGCAGGGAGGCACGGCGCACCACUUGGGCCCAGCCAUGUCGCCGUCGCCUGGGGCCGGCGGGGGCCACCAGCCGCAGCCGCUUGGGCUGUACGCGCAGGCGGCCUACCCAGGGGGCGGCGGCGGCGGCCUGGCCGGGAUGCUGGCGGCGGGCGGUGGUGGCGCGGGGCCGGGCCUGCACCACGCGCUGCACGAGGACGGCCACGAGGCACAACUGGAGCCGUCGCCGCCGCCGCACCUGGGCGCCCACGGACACGCACACGGACACGCACACGCGGGCGGCCUGCACGCGGCGGCGGCACACCUGCACCCGGGCGCGGGCGGUGGUGGCUCGUCGGUGGGCGAGCACUCGGACGAGGAUGCGCCCAGCUCUGACGACCUGGAGCAGUUCGCCAAGCAGUUCAAGCAGCGGCGCAUCAAGCUGGGCUUCACGCAGGCCGACGUGGGGCUGGCGCUGGGCACGCUGUACGGGAACGUGUUCUCGCAGACCACCAUCUGCCGCUUCGAAGCCCUGCAGCUGAGCUUCAAGAACAUGUGCAAGCUCAAGCCGCUGCUCAACAAGUGGCUGGAGGAGACCGACUCGUCCAGCGGCAGCCCCACCAACCUGGACAAGAUCGCGGCGCAGGGCCGCAAGCGCAAGAAGCGCACGUCCAUCGAGGUCGGGGUGAAAGGCGCGCUGGAGAGCCAUUUCCUCAAGUGCCCCAAGCCCUCGGCGCACGAGAUCACGGGCCUGGCUGACAGCCUGCAGCUGGAGAAGGAGGUGGUGCGCGUGUGGUUCUGCAACCGGCGGCAGAAAGAGAAGCGCAUGACCCCCGCGGCCGGCGCGGGCCACCCGCCCAUGGACGACGUUUACGCGCCCGGGGAGCUGGGGCCGGGCGGGGGCGGCGCGUCGCCGCCCUCGGCGCCCCCGCCCCCGCCUCCAGCCGCGCUGCACCACCACCACCACCACACACUGCCGGGCUCGGUGCAGUGACCCCGCGGGCUGGGCUCCCCCCGCCCCCAACACCCCUCGCAGCCGGCGGCGAGGCGCGGCGAGACGCGGGCGCGCAGACCUCCCGCGCGGCCUGGACUCUUUUUGUUCGGUUGCUUUGGAUUUUACAAA